UUAUUUUGGAAUUGUAUUGGUUUUUGUUACUUGCAUGGGAAAAGGUAGUGUUGUGUGUGUAGAAGUUUGGUGAGCUGAAUAAAUGAACCGUGUGAGACUGUGUUAAUAGAUUUUAGCGAAAUCCUAUAUAGUUGGAAGAAAGAACUGAUUCAAAUAUCACAGGUUUUAUUAAAUGCCCAGUGACUAGACAUCUUAGGUCAAAACUAAAACCUACUACCUUAGGUGUUUUUUUAUAUUGUUUUCCAAUCAAAUUGGAGUUUCAUCUCGUUAAUCUGCUUAAUAAAAGUUUGUAUUAAAGGUCAACAUAGGUUAUUGAGAUGAAGUUCUAAUUCUGAUUGGAAAAUAGUAUCAAAAGUACUUAAGAAACUGUAUCUAAAAAGCUGUCUAAUUUCUUACCUCUUCUGAUUUAUCUUUUGUCUACUUUCGGGCAUGUGUGUAUGCUCAAAUUGGGGUAUCGACAUAUGGUUCAUGUCUCAAUGUUCAAAGCAGAAUCGUCUGGAGUUGAACUUCUAUUACUCUGGAGCAAUCUGUUUGAUAUUGGGGAGUUGUUGAAAAUCAAGUUUGCAUAGACAGGAGAUGUAUAUUGAAUGCUUUUACCAUUUACAGUUUGAUUGAGUGGAUCAACUUGGCUUCAUGCUUAGUAAUAUGUUAGUGCUGUGCAUACUUGGGGCCAGAUAAUCUUACAUGAUAUUUGUUUGUGAAUAGUCUAGUGGUAUUCUAUAUCUUCCUUAAAAUUUUGUUGAUCACUCACUUCCCUUUAAUAUCAUGUGUAUUGAUCAUAACUGUGAAGAACUGUUGCAUAUGGAGUUGAUGUAGGAGAUAAUGACUUACCAAAAAGCAUGCAAAAACGGGACUGUGUUAGGAACUGAAAAUUUAAAACUGGGAAGGGAAUGGUUGGAGAUAUUCUAGGAAAAGGGGCAAUGAAGACAGUGUAUAAAGCAAUUGAUGAGGUACUUGGAAUAGAAGUAGCAUGGAGCCAGGUCAAACUCAACGAGGCACUUCGCAAACCAGAAGACUUGGAGCGGCUUUAUUUAGAGGUUCAUCUCCUCAGCACUCUCAAGCACCAAUCCAUCAUGAGAUUCUACACGUCUUGGAUUGAUGUUGACAACAAGACCUUCAAUUUCAUUACAGAAAUGUUUACUUCAGGGACACUGAGAGAAUACAGGAAGAAAUACAAGCACAUAGGCCUACAAGCAAUAAAGAGUUGGACUCGCCUAAUCUUACAGGGUCUUGUUUAUCUACAUGAACAUGAUCCUCCAGUAAUUCAUAGGGACCUCAAAUGUGAUAACAUUUUUGUCAAUGGCCAUCUUGGACAAGUGAAAAUUGGUGACCUGGGUCUAGCAGCAAUUCUCCAUGGUUCCCAACCAGCUCACAGUGUUAUAGGCACCCCAGAGUUCAUGGCACCAGAAUUAUAUGAAGAAGAAUACAAUGAACUUGUUGAUGUGUACUCAUUUGGCAUGUGUGUUCUGGAAAUGCUUACAUCUGAUUAUCCAUAUAGUGAAUGUGCUAACCCUGCACAGAUAUACAAGAAAGUGACAUCGGGGAAGCUACCGGCAUCAUUUUUCAGGAUUGAAGACACAGAAGCACAAAGGUUUAUUGGCAAGUGUCUAAUAACUGCAGCAAAGAGACCAUCAGCUAAAGAAUUGUUGAAUGAUCCAUUUCUUUUGUCUGAUGAUGCAUCAUCCAUGACAAAGAUCGGAAUUCAGAAACCCUUUUUAAAUUACAAUGAAAUGGAAAAGCUUCAAUUGGAUGAUGUUUCACCUAGGACUGAAAUGUCAAUAACUGGGAAGCUAAAUCCAGAACAUGAUACUAUCUUUCUCAAAGUGCAAAUUUCCGACAAGGAUGGUUCUUGUAGGAAUGUAUACUUUCCUUUUGACAUAUACACAGACACUCCCAUUGAUGUUGCAAUGGAGAUGGUGAAGGAAUUGGAGAUCACAGAUUUGAAGCCUUCUGAUAUUGCAAAUAUGAUUGAAGGAGAGAUAUCUGUGCUGCUGCCAAAUAAGAGGAAUAGUAACUGUUCAGUUAUCACGAUGACGACGACAACGAAUCAUCAUUUCCACUCUGCCUCUUCUCGUUCAUCAUCCCAAGGAUCAAUAUCAGGCUCAGACAGUAGAGCUGAUGACUUAUUGAAUGGAGAUUAUUGGCUCCAUGGUGAUGUACUUGAUGAUGCCAGUUCAAUAUGCUCCUCACAUGGGACAUAUUCCAACUCAAACUUUUGUUCAGUGGAUGAGCAGGAGGAAAACCAUAAGGCUUCUACAAGAAAAGAUAAACAUCUCAUCAUAAAGAGUCACAUGUGCACAAGAUUUUCCCCUAAUGAAGACCCCAUCACUUUGAACCAGUGCAAAGUUUUGGCAGGACCACAAGCACCUUCUACUAGCAAAAACAAGAGGAUGAUGGACAAUCGUAGACUAACAAGGAACAAGUCAUUGAUUGAUACAAGGAGCCAGCUACUACACAGAUCACUGGUUGAGGAGGUGAACAAAAGAAGGCUAUUCAACACAGUUGGAGCCGUGGAAAAUAUUGGAUUUGUGACACCUUAUGAGGUUACCAACAAAAAGUCACAUCCAGCAUGCGGUGCUUUUGAUGUGAACUCUUCUAGAAGUAGCAAGAGAGAAAACUUUAAUAGAGAGAAAUUUUUUUAGAAAUGGUUGUCUCUUGAGCUUUGGAGUCAAAGAGGAGAAAAUGGAUAACUUCUGUGUCAUGGACUAGAGAAAAUGAUAAGGCUGAUGUGCUAUGGAGUUAUUAUUACACUUACAAAGAAUAAUGGUACUAUUUGGAAAAAAUCGUUGGGCCAUAGAUAUACCUAAAUUAUUGUAUUAUUAGGGUGUUCGAUUUCAAAUGGGUGUAAAUAGAAAUACAUGGAAUCCUAUCUCCCUUAAAAUGGAUCUUAAUAAUUCAAAAAAGAUUAAUCUUUAGUUUUUGUCUAGAAAA
Glycine soja is the source of this 2931-nucleotide messenger RNA. Its product is annotated as probable serine/threonine-protein kinase WNK4. Gene Ontology annotation, molecular function: ATP binding; protein serine/threonine kinase activity. Bases 891 to 2642 code for a protein of 583 amino acids. The record is from RefSeq and is a predicted model, not a curated record. Gene Ontology annotation, biological process: protein phosphorylation; intracellular signal transduction. Lineage: Eukaryota; Viridiplantae; Streptophyta; Magnoliopsida; Fabales; Fabaceae. The transcript is spliced from 7 exons. Gene Ontology annotation, cellular component: cytoplasm.